AUGUCCAGUUUAAAUCCAGUAUCAAUACCUCCUGAAGUCGCUUUAAAUGUCGUGUCGCCCGCCCCAAUUGCUGACGCUGGAGGCGCUGUGGCCGCCCCGUCUUUCCUGAAGAGUUUCCUCAAUGACAACCCCUACUUUCAGGCUGGAUUCGGUCUCAUGACUCUAGGUGUUGGCCUCACGGCGAUGCGUCAAGGACUUGUCCUCGGUACAACUGCUCUUCGAAGACGAAUGCUGGUCACUUUGGAGAUCAACAACAAGGACAAGGCUUACGAAUGGUUCCUCGCCUGGAUGGCCAACCAGAAUGUACUGCAAGCCCAGCGACGGACAAUGUUAACACCUUGGGCUCGGAGUCAUCAACUCAGUGUUGAGACGACAGUGGAGCAUCGUAAGAAUGGUAGCUCGUCCGCACUGUUCAAGUUGGUUGCUGGACCCGGGACGCAUUAUGUCAAAUACAAGGGUGCUUGGAUGCAGGUCAAACGCGAACGCGAAACCAGGUCAAUGCACUUGGUGUCCGGGACACCAUGGGAGACGGUUACUUUAACCACUCUCUCACGAGACAGGAAGCUUUUCUCCGAGCUUCUAAGUGAAGCCCGUGAUCUGGCAAUGCGUGGACAAGAGGGCAAACUCGUCAUACAUACUGCGUGGGGUAUCGAAUGGCGACCGUUUGGUCUGCCACGACAGAAACGACCGCUGCAGAGUGUGGUUCUCGCACCCGGUGUCUCAGAAAGCGUCGAAAGGGAUAUCAAAUCCUUUUUGGAAAGGCGUCAGUGGUACGCCGAUAGAGGUAUACCUUACCGUCGUGGAUAUCUUUUACACGGUCCUCCAGGCUCAGGGAAGACGUCGUUCAUCCAGGCUCUUGCUGGAUCUCUGUCCUAUGAUAUUUGUGUCCUUAAUCUUUCUGAGCGAGGACUAGCAGAUGACAAACUCUUUCAUCUUUUAUCAAACGCACCCGAACGAAGUUUUGUUCUGAUUGAAGACAUCGACGCCGCCUUCAACAAGCGGGUCCAGACUUCUGAAGACGGGUAUCAAUCCUCUGUCACUUUCUCCGGAUUCCUUAACGCCCUGGACGGCGUCGCUUCCGGGGAAGAACGAAUAAUCUUUAUGACAACGAACCACGUUGAAAAACUCGAUCCUGCUCUUAUCCGUCCGGGUCGUGUAGAUCUAAUGGCCCUAAUAGACGAUGCGACUCCUGAACAGGCUCGCAUCCUAUUCGAUCGCUUCUAUGGCGGAAAUGACUCUGUUGGGAGUAAUAUAACUGGUGAGGUAGAAGCUCUGUCUAGAAGAUUAGGCGAUAUUGUGCAGGAAGAAAUGCGAGACGGAAAACGGAUUAGCAUGGCUGCCUUGCAGGGUCUCUUUAUUCGCAACGAGGCUCGGGAUGCUGUUGCGACGUGUCGCGAUUUUUUUGUUGUCAGGCGGACAUGA
This is a messenger RNA of Cyclocybe aegerita, 1422 nucleotides long. Lineage: Eukaryota; Fungi; Basidiomycota; Agaricomycetes; Agaricales; Hemipholiotaceae. The record is from the annotation of a GenBank genome assembly.